Messenger RNA from Brassica oleracea var. oleracea, 1088 nucleotides. RefSeq lists its product as uncharacterized. The transcript has 4 exons. The record is from RefSeq and is a predicted model, not a curated record. NCBI's taxonomy places the organism in Eukaryota, Viridiplantae, Streptophyta, Magnoliopsida, Brassicales, Brassicaceae. The coding region runs from base 429 to 1088 and encodes 219 amino acids.
AAUUCCAACUAGAUCUACCUUCCUUCUUAAAUGCUUUACAGUUUACAUAUCCUUCUUCUUCAUUUUUCUUCUUCGCGAGGUCAACGAAAAUGGCUGAUCAACCUCCAAAUCCCCAAAAUAGAAUGAAACUUCGUGAUGGUAGAUACCUGGCUUACAAGGAAAGAGGUAUCCCCAAGGAUGAUGCCAAGUUCACCAUCGUUCUUGUACAUGGAUUUGGUAGCUCUAAAGACAUGAACUUCAAUGUCUCACAAUUAUAAUCUCAGGAGUUUGUAGAAGAAACUGGGAUAUACUUUGUGCUAUACGAUCGAGCGGGCUAUGGAGAGAGCGAUCCAAAUCCGAAACGUUCGCUGAAGAGUGAAGCUUCCGAUGUUCAAGAACUGGCGGAUGGGUUACAGAUUGGAUCAAGGUUUUAUUUGAUCGGAAUCUCGAUGGGUUCAUACACCGUUUGGAGUUGCCUCAAACAUAUUCCACAAAGGCUAGCAGGAGUGGCGAUGGUGGCUCCCGUAGUAAACUACCGGUGGCCGUCGAUUCCAAAGAGUGUGAUGAAAAAUGAUUACAGAAGAGAAGUGUUAAAAUGGUCUUUUUGGAUUGCUAAAUAUUUCCCUGGACUGCUUCAUUGGUGGGUGACUCAAAACAUGUUUCCUACAACUUCAGUGCUAGAAAAAACCCCUGCUAAUUACUUCAACGACCAAGAUAUCGAAGUCCUCAAGCACACCAAAGGCUUCCCAAUGCUCAGUAAGGAGAAGUUACGAGAACACGGCGUUUUUGAGACGCUGAGAAGCGACUUUUUAGUGGCGUUUGCUGACUGGGACUUCGACCCGGCAGACCUACCGGACCCGUUUCCGUCCGGACCAGAGAAGAGCCCCUCCUCUGUUCACAUAUGGCAAGGCUACGAAGACAAAGUGAUACCGUUUCAGCUGCAGAGAUGCUUGUGCCACAAGCUAGCAUGGAUCAAGUACCAUGAGGUUCCUAAAGGAGGUCACUUGAUCGUGCACUACGAAGGAGUUUGCGACGCGAUCUUGAAAUCGCUUCUACUAGGAGAAGAUCUUCCAAUGUACAAACCCAAAGCUGUGGUGACUGAACCUUAA